Messenger RNA from Salmo salar (Atlantic salmon), 5601 nucleotides. NCBI's taxonomy places the organism in Eukaryota, Metazoa, Chordata, Actinopteri, Salmoniformes, Salmonidae. The record is from RefSeq and is a predicted model, not a curated record.
ACCACUGCCUCGAAAAUGAGCCUCUCUGGGGAGAGAGAGGAGGAGACCACUGCCUCCAAAAUGACUCAAGACACCAGUUCUAAGAGUGUCCAGAAGCCCAGAGCAGAGUCCCCUACAACCAGCCUGCUAUCAAUGACGAGUGAUCAGCCACCUGCUUUCAGCCAGGAAUCAUUACCAGAUGACAAUAAGGAAGUGGAGAGUUUGGACAGUGAGGAUGCAUUAAAGAUCACACACAACCUUCUGGACAGAAGAAGUCAAACUCUGCUGACAGUCCAACAAGACAUUAAGGCUAAACUGAAACACAAGUAUCAACACAUAUCUGAAGGAAUUGGACACCAUGGAAACCAAAGUCUGUUAAAGGACAUCUACACAGAGCUCUACAUCACAGAGGGUGGAAGUGGAGGGCUCAAAAAUGAACAUGAGGUUAGACAGAUAGAGAUGGCAUCCAAGAAACAAACCACACGAGAGACACCAAUCAAAUGCAACGACAUCUUCAAGCCUUUACCUGGACAAGACAAACCUAUCAGAACUGUGCUGACAAAAGGAAUCGCUGGUGUUGGAAAAACAGUCUCUGUGCAGAAGGUCAUCCUUGACUGGGCAGAGGGAAAAGCAAAUCAGGACGUUCAUUUCAUGUUUCCUCUUCCUUUCCGUGAUCUGAACCUGAAAAAGGACCAAUACAAUCUGAUGCAACUUCUUUCCCACUACUUCCCAGAGCUGAAAGAAAUUGACAGCAUUGAAGAUGGUGAAACCAAAACUGUUUUCAUUUUUGAUGGUCUGGAUGAGUGUCGACUUCCUCUAGACUUCAAAAACAAUGAGAAGUGCUGUGAUGUCACGAAGCCAACCUCAGUGGACGUGCUGCUGACAAACCUCAUCGAGGGGAAUCUGCUUCCCUCUGCUCUCGUCUGGAUAACCUCAAGGCCUGCAGCAGCCAAUCAGAUCCCUCCUGAGUGUGUUGACCAGGUGACAGAGGUACGAGGGUUCAAUGAUCCACAGAAGGAGGAGUAUUUCAGGAAGAAAAUUACAGAUCAGAAUCUGGCCAAUGAAAUCAUCAAACACAUGAAGACAUCAAGGAGCCUCCACAUCAUGUGCCACAUGCCAGUCUUCUGUUGGAUAUCAGCCACUGUCCUUGAGAUGAUACUGAAAGAGGCAGAGAAGGAUGAAGUCCCCAAAACUCUGACCCAGAUGUACUCACACUUCAUACUCAUCCAAACCAUUGUGAAGAACAGGAAGUACAACAAAGCCACAGAGACAAACCCAAAGGAACUGUCUCAGUCAGACAAAGAGAUGAUCCUGAAACUGGCAAAGCUGGCUUUCCAACAGCUACAGAAGGGCAACCUGAUCUUCUAUGAGGAUGACCUGAGAGAGUGUGGCGUUGAUGUCACAGAGGCAUCAGAGUACUCAGCAUUGUGUACAGAGAUCUUUAAAGAAGAAUCUGGGCUGUACCAAGAGAAGGUCUACAGCUUUGUGCAUCUGAGCAUUCAGGAGUUUCUAGCAGCAGUGCAUGCUUUAGAAUCAUGUCUGGACAAGAAGGAAAAUGUUUUCCCCCCCAAAGCAGUCACUAGUGAUGAUGAUGAGGAGGAGGAGAUUGAUGAUAAGCAGGACGAGGAGGAGGAGAACAAUGACGAAGAUGAGGAUGAUGAUGACUACAAUGAUGAAGAGGAGUCAAUCCAGUUGUCUGACUUACACGAGAGCGCGGUGGAGCAGGCCUUGACGAGUCAGAAUGGACACCUGGACCUGUUCCUCCGCUUCCUUCUGGGUCUCUCACUGGAGUCCAAUCAGAAUCUGUUACGAGGCCUUCUGACACAGACAGGAAGUACAACACAGAGCAAUGAGGAAACAGUUGAGAGAACAGUCAGGUACCUUUCAGACAAGAUCGAGGAGGAAUCCUCACCAGAAAGGAUCAUCAACUUGUUCCACUGUCUGAAUGAACUUGGUGCCAACUCUCUAGUUGAAGACAUGCAGACCUCCCUGCGAUCAGGAACUCUUUCAGAAACAGAGCUAAAACCUGACCAAUGUUCAGCCCUGGCCUACCUGUUACUGAUGUCAGAGGAGGUGCUGGAGGAGUUUGACCUGAAGCCAUACAACACAACAAAGGAAGGUUAUCAGAGGUUGCUGCCGGUAGUGAAAACCUGCAAGAGAGCACUACUGGAUCACUGUAAACUCACAUAUGAAUCCUGUGAGACUCUGGCCUCAGCUCUGCAGACACCAAACUCCCCCCUGAGAGAACUGGACCUCAGCUACAAUGACCUGAGAGACAGAGGAGUGGAGCUGCUCUGUGUUGGACUAACCAGUCCACUCUGCAACAUACAGACACUAGUACUAGCUGGCUGUAAAAUCACAUAUGAAUCCUGUGAGACUUUGGCCUCAGCUCUGCAGACACCAAACUCCCCCCUGAGAGAACUGGACCUCAGCUACAAUGACCUGGGAGACAGAGGAGUGGAGCUGCUCUGUGUUGGACUAACCAGUCCACUCUGCAACAUACAGACACUAGUACUAGCUGAAUGUAACCUCACAUAUGAAUCCUGUGAGACUCUGACCUCAGCUCUGCAGACACCAAACUCCCCCCUGAGAGAACUGGACCUCAGCUACAAUGACCUGGGAGACAGAGGAGUGGAGCUGCUCUGUGUUGGACUAACCAGUCCACUCUGCAACAUACAGACACUAGUUCUAGGUCAGUGUGGUCUGACAGAGGGUUGCUGUUCAGAUCUGGCCUCAGUCCUGAGUUCACCCAACUCACAACUGAAACAACUGGAGCUGAGAGACAAUGACCUGCAGGACUCAGGAGUUACACUGCUGUCUGCUGGACUGGAGGAUCCAGACUGUAGACUACACACACUGGGGCUGUCUGGCUGUCUGGUCACAGAGGAGGGCGGUGCUGCUCUGUCUUCAGCUCUGAGGUCAAACCCCUCCCACCUGAAAGAGCUGGACCUGAGCUACAAUCACCCAGGAGACUCUGCAGGGGGACUGCUUUCAGCUGCUCUGGUGGAUCCCACAUAUAAACUGAUGAAGCUGAAUGUGGAUCAUGGUGGCGAUUGCAGGCUGAAAUCAGGGCUGAGGAAAUAUGCCUGUUAUCUCACCCCGGACCCAAAUACAGCACACCCAAACCUGAUACUGUCUGAGGGGAACAGGAAGGUGACACGGGUGAAAGAGAUGCAGCAUUAUGAAGACCAUCCAGACAGAUUUGACUGUCAUCCCCAAGUUCUCUGCAGAGAAGGCUUAUCUGGAUCUCGUUAUUACUGGGAGGUGGAGAGGGAUGGUUACUGGGCUGACAUUGGUGUGGUGUACAAGGGAAUGAAGAGAAAGGGAAGGGAGGAUGACAGUUGGAUUGGAGCCAAUAGGAAGUCCUGGUGUUUAGUCUGCUCUGAUGGCCUCUACUCAUUUUUCCAUGUUGGAGUCAGCAGAAUCAUCUCUGGUCCUGUUUCUAACAGAGUUGGUGUGUAUCUGGACUGGCCAGCUGGUACUUUGUCCUUCUAUAGUGUGUCCUCCUCUGGUACACUGACACACCUUCACACAGAACACACCACAUUCACUGAACCCCUCUAUCCUGGGUUUGGGGUUUACUACUCCUCCUCAGUGACCCUGUGUCAGAUAGAUGACCAACACAUUCAGAGAGACCAUGGUGGAGAGAGUUGUAUCAAUCCUGGACCUGAGGACACCAGAGACCAUGGUGGAGAGAGUUGGAUCAAGCCUGGACCUGAGGACACCAGAGACCAUGGUGGAGAGAGUUGUAUCAAGCCUGGACCUGAGAAAUGGAUUCCUCAGAGCUGUAAGACUUGUGACCAUGUUGAGGACUCCACACACUGGCUUCAGAUUGAACCCUUGACUUCCACUGUCCAGGGAGUGACAAUGUUCAGUCACAGGACACCCAAAGGGAGUUAUGAGUGCACAGUGUCUGGGCUCCGCUGGCUGUGUGAGAGAGAUGUCAUUCUGAAGUAUCACUUCAGGAACUGGGAACCCUACAGUCACCUUCUGAAAGACAUGCAGUACACACAAGGUGGUCCAUUGCUGGACAUCACUAUGGAGUUAGGUGAACUGGAGGAAGUUCAUCUGCCACACUUUGUCUGUUUAGGGACCAACCCUUCCCUGAGGAAUGAGAUGAAGAUUCUUCAUGUAGAGGAACAUGGAGUGUCUUUAGAGGAAGUGCAUGAGGUCACCAGAUUCCAUGCUAAGAUUCUCCAUCCCAAAUUCUCAGCUAUCUCUGUUAUACUGAGAUAUAUAUUUUCUUGGAACUUAGAUGUCCACUGUGAGCUGAUGCUCUAUCUGACAGUGAAAAAGCAAACACUAAUUCCACGCCUAUACCUGUUCCCCAGUAACCCCGGCCAAAUGCAGGCUGUGGAACAACAGGAAUCAAAGUUUCAAGGGUCUUCAAGGAUUCUCAUCUCCAGACCAGAGCAGUCCUUCAAACUGAAUAGUUCCUUCAGACUGAACAUUCCCUGUUCUACCUCCAUCAAUCCACAGAGGAUUCAUCUCAUACAUAGAGACACCACACCAAGCUUUUUCAGGGUGGUUGUGAAAAUGACAGGGAUUGACAUUGAGAUGGAGUUAUUCAGUGAUGAUGAGAGGACAGUAUGGAAAGAAAUUGUAUCACGAGAUGAGUUCAUCACUGACACCCAUUCAACAACAUUAACACUCCCUGGGAUUCCUGCUGAGGAGUUUCUGAAGAAACACAGGGCUGAACUCAUUCAGGGAGUCAAAAACCCAAUGCCAAUAGCAGAUGAUCUGUCGUCAAAGAGCAUGAUUGGCGAUGAAGAGUACUCCAGAAUAAAAGCUGAAACAACUGAACAGGCCCGAAUGAGAGAACUACUGAGAUCAGUCCUCCCUAAAGGACCAGAAGUGACGGGAGCUUGUCUCAAAGCUCUCAUUGAACAUGAACACCAUCUUGUUAAGCACUUGAGUGAAUCUAGCACCUAAUCUGAAGACGCAGAGACCUGUCUCCUAGUCUGUGGACUAAGAUACUUCUUCACCUAAUCUGAAGAUGCUGAGGCCAGUCUCCUAGUCUGUGGACAAAGACACUUCUUCACCUAAUCUGAAGAUGCUGAGGCCAGUCUCCUAGUCUGUGGAAAAAGACACUUCUUCACCUAAUCUGAAGAUGCUGAGGCCUGUCUCCUAGUCUGUGGACAAAGACACUUCUUCACCUAAUCUGAAGAUGCUGAGGCCUGUCUCCUAGUCUGUGGACAAAGACACUUCUUCACCUAAUCUGAAGAUGCUGAGGCCUGUCUCUUAGUCUGUGGACAAAGACACUUAAAUGAUUGUAAGGGAAAUGUUUAUGUUUGUGCUAUUCUUUUAACAAAUGUCUGUGUUUUAUUAAUGUGCUGUUCUAUAAACUAAUUUGUGUGUUCAUCAAGUGGCUGACUGUACAAAUCCUCACUAUCAGUAGCUGUAAUUUGGCAGUAAGCCCAGAUGUUGUUUUGAGAAGGAGAUAUCUCAGUUUCAAGGUCUCAGUUUAGAGAGAAGAAGCCUGGUGAGGUGUCGGUCUGUCAAAUGUUAUGAACCAGUAUUGGUCUGUUAAAUGUUAUGAACCAGUACUGGUCUGUUAAAUGUUAUGAACCAGUAUUGGUCGGUCACAUGAAUGGAACAAAACGGUAAUGAUUCAUUAAUUAU